AUGCAAGGCUUCAAUAUGGGACGAUAUGUCCCAUCGGAUCAAGAAGGCAUCACGUCUGCAAACAAGUUGGCGGGCAAACAUCCCCUCGGUGCGCGCGCCCGUCAUCUACAAACUAAAGGCGCCCUCAUCGUCCGGUUCGAGAUGCCCUUCGCUGUAUGGUGUACCACGUGCAAGCCACACGAGACGAUAAUCGGCCAAGGCGUCCGAUUCAAUGCGGAAAAGAAGAAGAUCGGGAAUUACUAUUCAACACCAAUCUACAGCUUUCGCAUGAAGCAUACCAUCUGUGGAGGCUGGAUUGAAAUUCAUACCGAUCCCAAGAAUACAGCUUACGUGGUUGUCGAGGGUGGUCGAAAACGAGAUCUGGGAGAUGACAAGCCGGCUAUUCCAGGGGAAAUCAUUCUUCGUGGGCAUAUGCACGAUGCAGAGAAGAAGGAUGAAGACCCAUUUGCAAAGCUCGAAGGAAAGAUUGAAGACAAGCAACGUGCGCAAACGGAAUCGACUCGAAUAAUGGAGUUGCAGCAGCGACAAAGUCGGGACUGGGAAGAUCCCUACGAGAAGUCAAAACGGCUACGUCGCACGUUUCGCGCAGAGCGAAAAGGACUGGAACGACUGGAGGCUAAUCGAGAGGCUCUGAAGGAUAAAAUGAGUCUUGGAAUUGAUUUGGUUGAUGAGACAGCGGAGGACCGCCAAAGAGCUGGAAUGGUGGACUUUGGCGAUGGCACUUCACUUUCAGAGACGGGCCGAGCAACCCGAGUGCGCCCGAUGUUCGAACAUCAAAAAAAGAAACCUUCCUCAAGGAGCGAAAUACAAGCCAAGGAGCACAAAGAACUGCUCCGCAGCGAGUUGAAGGGCAAUACGCGUGUCGCAAUCGAUCCUUUCCUGAGAGACCUGGCUGAUGCCCAAGACAUAUGGAAGCCAGGUGUCAAGAGGAAAAAGACUCCUGUGAUUGCGUCGCCUCAGCCAACGCCACCGAGCUCAGCCAUCGUCGAGAAAGACAAUCAAGAGAAGAAGAGCAGGCUAGCUUCGGCUGAAAGGGACCCGGGGAGACCUGCUGAACAGCAACCCACACCCGUCCCGCUCACAUCAGCGCUAGUGGACUAUCAUUCUGAUACCGAAUGA
Penicillium oxalicum is the source of this 1119-nucleotide messenger RNA. Its product is annotated as Saf4/Yju2 family protein. Gene Ontology annotation, biological process: mRNA splicing, via spliceosome. The coding region runs from base 1 to 1119 and encodes 372 amino acids. The transcript is spliced from 3 exons. NCBI's taxonomy places the organism in Eukaryota, Fungi, Ascomycota, Eurotiomycetes, Eurotiales, Aspergillaceae. The record is from RefSeq and is a predicted model, not a curated record. Gene Ontology annotation, cellular component: post-mRNA release spliceosomal complex; U2-type spliceosomal complex.